Molecule: messenger RNA, 997 nt
Organism: Centruroides sculpturatus (bark scorpion)
Lineage: Eukaryota; Metazoa; Arthropoda; Arachnida; Scorpiones; Buthidae
Product: ankyrin repeat domain-containing protein 54-like
Exons: 7
Coding region: 1-519 (172 amino acids)
Molecular function (GO): protein binding
Source: RefSeq, a predicted model, not a curated record
AUGGUAAUAAAGCUUUUAGAAGCUGGAGUGGAUCCUUGUGCUGCUGAUGAUAGAAAGAGAACAGCCUUGCAUUUUAGUGCUUGCAAAGGUUACACUGAUAUAGCUAUGGUCCUCCUUGAUAGAGGUGCUAAUCCUAAUCAGAAAGAUGUUGUUGGAAAUACACCUCUUCAUUUAGCUGCUUGUACAAGCAAUAUACAAAUGGUCACACUUCUUUUGAAAUCAGGAACUGAUGUGAGUGCUUUGGAUAAUUCAGGUCGAACACCACUUCAUCUUGCCCAGUCAAAAUUAAAAUUAUUACAGAUUGAUACACAGUAUUCAUCUAGUCAAUUGAAAAAAGAAGUUUUGCAGGUUAUAGAUAUGAUGCAAAUAUAUCUACAGAGAUCUGGGAAGUCUGCCGAAGUAGAUUUGCUUAACUCAUUUUCCAGUCGUCUGCACUAUCAUCAGACAAGAGAAGAAGUUGAUUUGGAUGUGAAAGAUUUAUUGUUCAGUUUAUCUCAUCUAAAUCUACAGAAAUCAUGAUGAUUCAUAAAUGAUAUAGUAAAAUAUAGUAAGGGGAAGUGCCUAAUUUUGUGUAUCAAAGAGGAGAGAGAAUUAAUCUUGGAUCAAUAUCAAUUACUUGGGUGGAAAGCAGAAUUCUUAUCUGAUAUACUUUGGUAGUGGUGUUUCCUUAACUGUUUGUUAAUUAACAGAAAUAAUACAAGGAUUUAAUUGUAAAAAUAUCAGCAUUAUUAUAAUUGCUGAGUUAAUGUUUUGUCAGUAAAUAUGUAAAUAUAAUAACAUACAUACUUGAAUGUGUGUACACAUCAUUUCCUUUCUUCAUGUAUAUAAUGAGAAGAAAAUGAUAAAAUUAAAUGUGUAUUUUAUUUUAUUUUAUUCUGUAACAUUAUUAAUUAUAACCUCUGUGGAAUAAAAAGUAACAAAGCAUUGUAAUUUAAUGUAGUAAUAUUUGUCUCAAUAUUCUACAUAAUUAUUGCAAAAUAAAAUAUCUCAAAAUAUA